AUGUCAAAUGCUCAUAUCAAUCAGGCGGUGAAGGAGCUCAUCCCUGCUUAUGGUGGGCCAAAGACGGCGAAACUAAUCGGCUACAUCAACUCGUUGUACAACCUAAGCGUCCGAAGUUAUAGAGUUUUACCAAACCAUGCCGAAAUCGGUCGAUAUCACCUUUGUGCUUACGUGAUUAUUGAAAAGUACCGAACCUUGUUUGAACUUCCCCAGCCAGAUAUCUCAAGAAUACCGAUUCAGCCGCAUGUCGCCAGCAAACUUUUGGAUGAUUUCAGAGAUUUUGUGGGCCAGAUAUCUGCUGGUGGCACGCCCACUAGCACUCCAAAAAAGAAGGCAACUGAAAAUUCGUUGUCGACAACUCCUCGAGAGAAAAUGAGGCAGAGCUCUUCUCCAUUGAAACGACUUCACAUGGCUGCUGCUGCUGCUGCUGCUGCUGCUGAAGAAGAAGAAGAAGAAGAAGAAGAAGAUAAUGAAACCUCAAACACACGAGAAAGUGCCCGCGAAAAUAAAAGGCUGAGACCACCAUUGUCCCCAAAGAAGGAUGUGACUCCUGCCAACCCUACGCAAAGGAAAAAAUACAGGUAUGAUCUUAAGAAUGUCCUGAUUGUGGACUUCAUCACCUUCUGCAACACUUUUUACAUCCCAGCCGUCUUUACCAAGCAAAUGUUGAACACGUUCUAUCUCCAUAAACACAAAUUUGCCAAAAAGACCGACUGGUCCUUGGCGUGCGGAAUAGUGUAUACAGCAUACACCAGAAUAAACCACCGCCUACUCGCUUCAAAAGUGGGGUCCAAAUCAGAGUUGAUGGCACUUUUAUUGCAGUAUCAAAAAGGCGGUUUGCUGAAGCAAGCACUCGACUCGUGGUGUUCGCUCGUGGAAGAAUGGGUCAAGAAUGAAUGCUGGGUCCAGGAAAUAGAGAAGCAGUACGUCUAUGCAAACAAAGCAAACAAAAGUGAGCAGGAAAGGAAAGAAAACAGGGCGAGAAUAGGUGAAAACUGGGACCUACUAGAACGCUACGGAGCCAUGAUCCAUGGAGAGCAUUUGUUUCAAUCGCCAACUCAAAGGGCGUACUUUGACACUUGGACGGGGAACGCGUUAAAGAUUAUAGAACGCCAAAACCAAGAAGAGUAG
Messenger RNA from Lodderomyces beijingensis, 1131 nucleotides. The record is from the annotation of a GenBank genome assembly. NCBI's taxonomy places the organism in Eukaryota, Fungi, Ascomycota, Pichiomycetes, Serinales, Debaryomycetaceae.